This is a messenger RNA of Plectropomus leopardus (leopard coralgrouper), 1064 nucleotides long. RefSeq lists its product as uncharacterized. Gene Ontology annotation, biological process: actin filament organization; regulation of cell shape; morphogenesis of a branching structure. Gene Ontology annotation, cellular component: myelin sheath; filopodium; cell cortex. Gene Ontology annotation, molecular function: actin filament binding. The record is from RefSeq and is a predicted model, not a curated record. Lineage: Eukaryota; Metazoa; Chordata; Actinopteri; Perciformes; Serranidae.
ACAAGAAGAAAGAGUUGAUAGAAAAGAAGAUGAGAUGGAAAGAGCUAAGGCGAAGAAACAAGAACAAUGGAUUGAUGGAAAAGAAGAGGAGAUGGCGACCUCGCUGGACAGAGAAGGAAAUGCACAAGAAGAAGAAAGAGAGUUGAAAGAGGGACCAAACCAUGAGCUCCAAAACCAGCUCCAUCAGUCCCAAAAAUCCACCCCUCCACUUUGUGCUGAACCGCUGAGUCAUGCUGGAGCAGAGACACCAACCGAAGCUUCCACAGAGGAGGAGAAAGGCUCGGGCGCUGCCAACAACCACAACGGGGACAUUUAUCCCACAUCACCGAGCAACCACAACGAGACGGAGGAAGCUGCCUCUUCAGCCAACACAAGUCUGCGCAAGUCUGCUAAUGCUCAUCCGGACUGGAGAGAGGUGGAAACGCAGGGUCUGGAGGAACAGGAGCGACUCCAAACGCCGUUGACAACAUCAUUUCCUGCUGCGGGACGUCAAGGUCAAACAGCGGCUGAACUCCAUACAGGUUGCAGGCUGGAGGAGAGAUUAUUGUUGAUGGACGCAGCUGCUGAGUCGUCAUUAAGUGCCGGACAAGGAAGCAAACCGCCCAGUCCAACCGAAAACUCAUCCAGCACAGGAAACCCUGUGAUGGAAGUGAAGGGGGACAAAAAGGACAAAGAGGGAGGAGGUCAAACCUCCAACAGUGUAAAUGGCGAGGCAGACACAGCGGAUGACAAGAAGAACGGCAGCCACCAGUCCUCAAAGUACAAAACUGUGUCCUACAGGAGGAUCCGCAGAGGAAACACCCGACAGAGGAUUGAUGAGUUUGAGGCCAUGAUGGACUUGUGAUUUAACCCCAGAUAUGGUCAGAGGGUUUGGUUCUAUUCACUUUUUUGUGAUCUUGGAUGGCGACCCCGAGUGGUAACAUAUAGGCAAAAGCAGUGGCCCCAGGAUAGAGCCUUGGGGUACACCAUAUUGAGUGUAAAAUUUUCUCCAAUUUUAUGAGUGAAAGGCAGUAAAUUAGUAAUACUCAAUUUAUAGCCUACGGCCCAGAACUGGGCACUGAUAG